CUUUAUUACACUAGCAUUGUUGGACUACAAAAUGUCACGAUCGCGGAACCGCACGUGCUCGGGCCCGUCAUCGCCGCAUGCGGCUGUAUUUGCAUUUUGAACCCAUUGCAGCUAACUUUACAGCAUUUACAGCCUCUCAAACUCAAUCAUUAUCAAACGUUAUGUCUUUGUUUCAGGGCCUAGACCUAGGGGGACAUCGAGAUUUAAGUUAGUGGUACAUAUUUUGGUAUCAUAUUUGCCUAGUCUGCUGUCGCUUUGCUCUUUUGAUUAGAAGCGUAUGUGGGUUUUUAUUAUUAACUAUUUUAGUUUUGGACAUACUGUUUGAUAUUUUUGCGCUGUAUUGUCAUCGUGGUAUUAUGUAAUAAGGUAACGUUAGGCUACGGAAAGGGCUAACGUUAAGUGAAGCAAUAGCUGCUAAAUCGUUGACAGGCGUUAUGUAAAACAGCUCGUUUGCUUCCACAGACGUAGGCUGGGGUAACUGGCUCACACACCAGAAUUUUUAACGUUAAACCAAACCAACUGUUUGCAUGUUACAACUAGACUAGUGUGCUAGUUAGGCCAGGGGGUUGAACUCAGAAACUCCUAUUAACGUUACGUUAGUUUGAAAGGUCGUCUGCGCAGAACUAUAGGAUAGCUAACUUGUCCACCUAGUCAUGUCUUUUAUGUCGGCUUCAAAGCGACUGUUAAUGUUAUCCGCGUCACAAAGUUCAGCACUCUGCAGAUGUGCCACAACUAAUAUUUCUUCAAAAAGUUCCUUCGCAUGUGUACAAGCUCGGGCUUUCCGUCGAGGAAUAUGUACGAGUGUCACCCAACCUUUAAGGUCAGAAAAUAAGGUAACGGUAAACUUCAUCAAUCGUGAUGGAGAGAAGAUUACCGUGAGGGGCAACCCUGGAGACACCUUACUGGAUGUAAUCGUUGACCAAGACCUGGAUUUUGAUGGAUUUGGAGCCUGUGAAGGGACUCUGGCCUGCUCCACCUGCCAUCUCAUUUUUGACGAGGAAGUGUUCAAGCAACUGGGUUCGAUAACAGAUGAGGAGAUGGAUAUGCUGGACCUUGCUUAUGGCUUGACUGAAACGUCCCGUCUGGGUUGUCAGAUCUGCCUGACAAAGGCGCUAGAUGGCAUGACUGCACGGGUGCCGGAGAGUGUGGCUGACAUCAGACAGUCUGACGGCUCUGCCUAGAGUCUUGCUCCCCCUGUCGAUCAUCCUGUGGAACUGCUAUCAUCUAUUAGCAAACAAUGUCAUGAACAGAACUAAUGGAAAGGCAUAACACCAGAAUUGGUGUGUGUGUGUUUGCCAUGCCACCCUGACUUCUGUCCAGUGAGUUGAGGCAUAAACAGCAUCAUGUGGGUUUACUCAAGCUGAAAUUUGAAUCAAAAUAGAUGUUGUUCCUGAAAUGCAAAGAGUAAAUUCACCUUAAGGGAAGUGAAUGUUUCAAACUUGAACUAACCAACUUUUAAAUUAAAAAUGUAUCCAUCAAGUGAUUCACUGUACUGCAGUAGGCUGUUAUCUGAUAUUGACUAAUGUAUAUCCUUCCAAUUAAAAUAGAAUAUCAAUUUCUAUCAUAUAGUAUAUUAGUAUAUCACAAAAUACUAUUCAACUUUAUUGAAAUAAAUAGAUGCAUUUGUAAUUA
Molecule: messenger RNA, 1632 nt
Organism: Alosa alosa (allis shad)
Lineage: Eukaryota; Metazoa; Chordata; Actinopteri; Clupeiformes; Clupeidae
Product: adrenodoxin-like
Exons: 4
Coding region: 654-1181 (175 amino acids)
Biological process (GO): positive regulation of oxidoreductase activity; P450-containing electron transport chain
Cellular component (GO): mitochondrion
Molecular function (GO): 2 iron, 2 sulfur cluster binding
Source: RefSeq, a predicted model, not a curated record